CGCACUCACUGUGCUGUGUAAAGGCAUCCUGUCCUCCAGCAAAAAUAGACUUUUGUUCUCUUUCUUGUAGAUAUGAGGCGUCUCCUUCGACUCGGGCCCUCGUUCACCCGCUUAAAUGUCCGGUUUUGUCACCAGAGUGUGUACAGCAGCCAUGCAACUCAAAGGAAAGUUGGAGUGGACCUGGGGGAAAAGAAACUUGAGAUUUCUACUGGAAGAUUUGCCAGAUUUGCUGAUGGAUCAGCCGUUGUCCAGAUGGGGGAUACCUCGGUGAUGGUGACCACUGUCAGCAAAACCAAGCCUUCUCCAUCCCAGUUCAUGCCUCUUGUGGUGGAUUAUAGGCAGAAGGCAGCUGCUGCGGGCCGGAUACCCACUAACUACCUGAGAAGAGAACUGGGCACCACUGACAAUGAGAUCCUUACUAGCAGACUCAUAGAUAGGGCAAUUCGACCUCUCUUCCCUGCCGGUUACUUCUAUGACACUCAGGUCCUGUGUAAUCUUCUAGCUGUAGAUGGCGUCAACGAUCCAGAUGUGUUGGCUAUCAACGGAGCAUCCGCUGCUCUCGCUGUGUCUGAUAUUCCUUGGAGUGGACCAAUUGGUGCGGUACGUGUGGGCCUUGUUGAUGGAGAAUUCCUGAUUAACCCUACAAGGAGGGAGAUGGCAUCAAGCUCUCUCAACCUUAUUGUGGCUGGAGCCCCCAGCAGUCAAGUGGUGAUGAUCGAGGCCUCGGCCGAGAACGUGCUGCAGCAGGACUUCUGCCACGCGGUGAAGCUGGGAGUCAAACACACCCAGCAGAUAAUUCAUGCCAUUCAGCAGCUGGUGAGAGAACAUCGUGUCACUAAACGCACCCCGGUCAAGAUGUUCUCAGCCCCGCCCAACAUAGUGGAACACGUGCGAUGGAGAGCUGCAGAAAAGAUUCAGGCUGUGUUCACUGACUACACUCAUGAUAAGAUUUCAAGAGAUGAUGCUGUCAACAAAAUAAGACUAGAAACAGAGGAAGAGCUAAAAGAGAAAUUCCCUCAGGCUGAACCCUUUGAGAUCAUUGAAUCCUUCAACACUGUGUGCAAAGACAUUUUCCGCAGUCUGGUGCUGAACGAGUACAGGAGGUGUGAUGGCCGAGAGCUGACUGCUCUGAGGAACAUCUCCUGUGAUGCAGACAUCUUCAAACCUCUUCAUGGCUCAGCUCUGUUCCAGAGAGGACAAACGCAGGUACUCUGUAGCGUAACGUUUGAUUCCCUGGAAUCCAGUGUCAAAGCGGAUAUUAUCACCACAGCUUUAAGUGGCGUCAAAGACAAGAACUUCAUGCUCCAUUAUGAAUUCCCUCCAUAUGCAACCAAUGAGGUUGGCAAGAUGGGAGGAAUAAACAGAAGAGAGCUUGGCCAUGGGGCCUUGGCUGAGAAAGCUCUGAGACCAGUCAUUCCUAAAGACUUUCCUUUCACCAUCAGAGUAUCUGCAGAGGUGCUGGAGUCCAAUGGUUCCUCAUCGAUGGCCUCAGCUUGUGGAGGCAGCCUGGCUCUGAUGGAUGCAGGUGUCCCCAUCUCCUCUGCUGUGGCAGGGGUGGCUAUUGGUCUCAUUUCCAAGCCCAACCCAGACAAGCCAACGGAAAUUCAAGACUACAGAUUACUCACUGAUAUUCUGGGAAUAGAGGAUUACCUGGGAGACAUGGACUUCAAAUUGGCAGGAACGAACAAGGGUAUCAAUGCAUUACAGGCAGAUGUGAAGAUUCCAGGCUUGCCCCUUAAACUGGUAAUGGAGGCUAUCCAGCAGGCCACAGUUGCCAAGAAAGAGGUCCUUGGCAUCAUGAACAAAACUAUAUCCAAACCAAGAGCAACUAGGAAGGAGAAUGGACCUGUUGUUGAGAACAUCCGAGUGCCUGUCUCUAGAAGAGCUCGCUUUGUUGGCCCAGGGGGGUAUAACCUUCGUAGGCUUCAAGCUCAAACAGGUGUGACAAUCAGUCAGGUGGAUGAGGAGACAUUCUCUGUGUUUGCACCAACGCCAGGGGCCAUGAAUGAAGCUCAGGACUUCAUCAACGAGAUCUGCAAAGAUGAUCAAGAACAACAGCUGGAGUUUGGUGCUGUCUACACUGCUACGAUCACUGAGAUAAGGGACAUUGGCGUCAUGGUGAAACUCUAUCCAAAUAUGAGUGCUGUCUUACUGCAUAACUCACAAUUGGACCACAAACGGAUCAGACAUCCGACUGCUUUGGGGUUGGAGGUGGGGCAGCAGAUACAGGUUAAAUACUUUGGACGAGACCCAACAGACGGCAGAAUGAGGCUUUCACGGAAGGUUCUCCAGUCUCCGGCGGCGACUGUUGUCAAGACGCUGAGCGACAAACACAGCAUCACUAUGGGAACAGAAGAUGAGCAGGCGAGCAGGACAUCUUCGUGAACAUGCCGGCCUGGUGUUGAAGCAUAGUCCCAGCAUUGUCCAAAGCUGGGCUCACAUUGAGUGAGCACAGCUGUAAAACUAUACACUUUGGCACUGUAGGACAAGGUCCAGAACGACAGAAGAUGUCAGAAUCGGAACUUCUCCUUUACAUGUGGAUGUCACCCCUGCCGCUGUGGCUAUGAGCUAAACUUCAGCUCAUCAGAGACGAUGCUCCUGUUUGACGGAGGACCUGACAAAUGUACCGCCACACCUGAAAUGUUUUGAAACUAGGUUUAACUUCAGUUAAAAUAUUCUGUAUUUUUAUGUUAUUUCAGUAUUAAAAAUUUGUUGUUGAAUAUUUUAAUUUUCCCUGACUGUUCGAUAUGAGGGCAGCACGGUGGCGCAGUGGUUAGCGUGGUCGCCUCACAACAAGAAGGUGCUGAGUUUGAACCCAGGGGUUGUCCAACCUUGGGGGUCAUCCCAGGUUGUCCUCUGUGUGGAGUUUCCCCGUGUCUUUGGGUCUCUUCCGGGUGCUCCGGUUUCCUCCCACAGUCCAAAGACAUGUAGGUCAGGUGAGUCGGCCAUACUAAAUUGUCCCUAGGUGUGAAUGUGUGUGUGUGUGUGUGUGUGUUGUGUGUGUGUGUGUGUGGGCCCUGUGAUGGACUGGCGGCUUGUCCAGGGUGUCUCCCCGCCUGCCGCCCAAUGACUGCUGGGAUAGGCUCCAGCAUCCCUGUGACCCAACUUUGGAUAAGCGGCUUGGAUAAUGGAAUGGAAUGGAAUACUUGAUAUGAACAUUUUAGAUAAAGGCAUCUUGAAUUUUACAAAUUUUAAAACAAAUCCACACCAGUACAGUCCUCAAGCCACAUGGAUACGUCUACUGGUCCUAUUGGAAGCAUCAGGGGCAAUGCACACUUACUUUGACACUUUGCCCUCUGUUUUUUCAUACAGUACAAAAAGCGCUUUGCCACUAAUUUCAGAUGGCUCCUUUCAGCUUGUAGCAAAGUGAUGCUCAGAAUGGUUGAAUUACUCCUU
Lampris incognitus (smalleye Pacific opah) is the source of this 3396-nucleotide messenger RNA. Its product is annotated as polyribonucleotide nucleotidyltransferase 1, mitochondrial. Gene Ontology annotation, molecular function: polyribonucleotide nucleotidyltransferase activity; 3'-5'-RNA exonuclease activity; RNA binding. Gene Ontology annotation, cellular component: mitochondrion; cytosol. Lineage: Eukaryota; Metazoa; Chordata; Actinopteri; Lampriformes; Lampridae. The transcript has 28 exons. The record is from RefSeq and is a predicted model, not a curated record. Gene Ontology annotation, biological process: mitochondrial RNA 3'-end processing; mitochondrial mRNA catabolic process. Bases 73 to 2385 code for a protein of 770 amino acids.